GGCCCUGGAGUCGCGGCUCCGGCACCCAGGGCCCUCACUCUGCACUCACUCAGCCGGAGCUUUUCCGGCCAGCUGUGUGCCGCCGCUCCCGGAGCACCAGGCGCUCCCCCUUCAAGCCCGCGGUCCCACUCCGGGCCCCGGGGCUCCAGACGCCGCCCGGCAGUGAUAUGGGCGUCCCCCUGGUCCCGGAGGCCAGCGGCCCGCGCUGCGGGCCUGUGCUCCUUGCUCUCUUCCUGGCUGCCUCCCGAGGUCCGGCGGCAGCCUUCAAGGUGGCCACGCCAUAUUCCCUGUACGUGUGCUCCGAGGGGCAGAACGUCAGCCUCACCUGCAGGAUCGCAGGUCCCAUGGCCAAAGGGCACGAUGUGACCUACUACAAGACGUGGUACCGCAGCUCACGGGGUGAAGUACAGGUGUGCUCAGAGCGCCGGCCCAUCCGCAACCUCACGUUCCAGGACCUCCACCUGCACCACAGCGCCCACCAGGCCAACGCCAGCCAGGACCUGGCCCAGCGCCAUGGGCUGGAGUCGGUCUCUGACCACCAUGGCAACUUCUCUAUCACCAUAUACAACCUGACCCUCGCAGACAGUGGCCUCUACUGCUGCCUGGUGGUGGAGGUCAGACACCACCACUCGGAGCACAGGGUCCACGGCGCCAUGGAGCUGGUGGUGCAGACGGACAAAGCAACAUCGACGCAGUGCAUCGCGUACCCACCAUCGCCCAGGGAGAGUGAAAGCAUCACAGCUGCUGCCCUGGCUACCGGCGCCUGCAUUGUGGGCAUCCUCUGCCUUCCCCUCAUCCUGCUCCUGGUCUACAGGCAAAGGCAGGUGGCCUCCAACCGCCGUGCCCAGGAGCUGGUGCGGAUGGACAGUGGCAACACGCAAGGACUCGAAAAUCCUGGCUUUGAGGCCUCCCCGUCCUCCCAGACCAUGCCAGAGGCCAAACCCAGGUCUCCACUGUCCUACAUGGCUCAGCGGCAGCCUUCAGAGUCCGGGCGGCACCUACUCUCCGAGCCGGGCACUCCUCUGUCUCCACCAGGCCCUGGGGAUGUCUUCUUUCCAACCCUCGACCCCGUGCCUGACUCUCCAAACUCUGAGGCCUUCUAGACCAACUGGGGCCAGCGGGCAACUGUGGCUGGGCCUGGGGCAGGUGCAUCUGAGGCAGAGCUGACCUUCUUGAGUGGCCCCUUAGCCUUGACGCUGGUCCUGGUUUCCUCCCUCCUGAUCUGAGCCCAGACUCUCUGAGAUACCUCUGAUGGCCAGACCCUCAACUCCUCUGGGUGCUAUAGGGCAGAAGGGAGAAGGGGUUGGAUGGCUCAGCCCCUGUCUCAAGGAUGGUGGGGUGCUGGGAGCCCACCCCAGAGACCUGAACUUUACCAGCUACAAAUGCCAAAUGGCCUACAUCCGAGAAGUUCAAUAGUUUCCAGC
This is a messenger RNA of Lutra lutra (Eurasian river otter), 1424 nucleotides long. RefSeq names its product V-set immunoregulatory receptor (gene VSIR). The transcript is spliced from 7 exons. Gene Ontology annotation, cellular component: plasma membrane. Bases 168 to 1103 code for a protein of 311 amino acids. Gene Ontology annotation, biological process: positive regulation of regulatory T cell differentiation; negative regulation of CD4-positive, alpha-beta T cell proliferation; regulation of immune response. The record is from RefSeq and is a predicted model, not a curated record. NCBI's taxonomy places the organism in Eukaryota, Metazoa, Chordata, Mammalia, Carnivora, Mustelidae.